This is a messenger RNA of Hyposmocoma kahamanoa, 2362 nucleotides long. RefSeq names its product myotubularin-related protein 8 (gene Mtmr6). Gene Ontology annotation, biological process: dephosphorylation. Gene Ontology annotation, molecular function: phosphatase activity; metal ion binding. The transcript is spliced from 18 exons. The record is from RefSeq and is a predicted model, not a curated record. Bases 16 to 2271 code for a protein of 751 amino acids. Lineage: Eukaryota; Metazoa; Arthropoda; Insecta; Lepidoptera; Cosmopterigidae.
ACAGAAGAUAACAUAAUGGCACUAAGUUCUCUUACUCCGUCGAACAUGCUCGGCGAACUUGGAAGACUCGCGAACUGGUUAAAAGGCGACUGUGUAGCGCCUGAAGAGUAUGCCGGUUUGGCUGUCACGGAAAAGUUGGACAAUGUCCAGAUGUUGGACAAAUACAACCUCCGGAACCCGUCCAAGGGGACGCUGUUCUUCGCCACCACGCAUCUCAUAUUCGUCGACCACGAGAUGAGGAAGGAGACAUGGAUACUUCUAACACAUAUAUCUACCGUAGAGCGGUUGCCGAUUACUACGACAGGCUCGCCUCUGCUUGUACGCACAAAAACAUUCCAGUCAGUAUUUUUCGUCAUUCCCCGCGAGCGAGAUUGCCAUGAGAUGCAUCAGACUCUGCUAAGACUCAGCCAGCCAGUUCAUAUCGACGAGCUUUACUGUUUCUACUACAAGUCGACACCAGACGAUCUACCGAAGACAGCUGGAUGGAACUUCUUCGACCUUGAGACGGAGUUCCAGAGGAUGAACGUCCCCAACGAACAUUGGGUGCAUUGCACUGGGAAUAAAGACUACGAGCUCUGCGACACAUACCCAAGUGUACUCUACGUGCCUGCUCGUGCCACCACAGCUGUUUUAUUAGGCAGUGCGAGUUUCCGAUCACGCGGCCGUUUACCUGCACUGGCGUACUUGCAUCACAAUAAAGCCGCUAUUGCAAGAUGCAGUCAACCUCUAAGCGGAUUUUCUGCCAGAUGUAUGGAGGAUGAACAAAUGUUGGACCUAAUAAGGAAAGCGAACCCAAACUGUGGAUAUAUGUACGUGGUCGACACAAGGCCUAGAAUUAACGCAAUGGUGAACCGCGCGGCGGGCAAGGGGUACGAAAACGAAGCGUUUUACGAGAAUAUUAAAUUUCAAUUCAUGGGAAUUGGGAAUAUUCACGUUAUGAGGAAGAGUCUGCAGAAACUUGUUGAAACGUGCGAACAAAACACCCCGACGAUGUCGUCGUUCUUGAGCGGAUUAGAAUCUUCCGGCUGGCUGAAACAUAUCAAGUCGAUCCUCGAGACAUCGGUGUGGAUUGCUAAUGCGAUAGAGAGUGGCGUGAGUGUGUGCGUGCACUGCAGCGACGGGUGGGAUCGUACAGCGCAGGUCUGCUCUAUAGCUGCACUGUGCCUCGACCCUCACUACCGCACCAUCAACGGGUACCAGGCGUUAAUAGAAAAGGAUUGGCUGACAUUCGGGCACAAGUUCACGGCUCGAUGCGGCCACAUCGCGUGCGACGGCCGCGAACGCUCGCCCGUCUUUACACAGCUUCUCGACUGCACCUGGCAGCUGCUAAGACAGCUACCUGAGGCCUUCCAGUUCAACGAGCGUUUCCUAUUGGAGCUGCACGACCACGCCCACGCCUGCCAGUACGGGACAUUCGUUGGCAAUUGCGAGAAAGACCGGAGAGAUCUCAGAUUAUCGGAACGUACGUUUUCGCUGUGGGGCUACAUGGCGAAUCACUUGAACGAAUACAAAAAUCCUCUAUACAACCCAAAGGCGUAUCUCGACGUCAUCAAACCCGAUCUCAGUGCUCAAAGUAUACGAUUCUGGCGGGGCAUGUUCUGCCGACACGAGAGCGGCGUCCACCCUCGAGAGCCUCUGGGCGACCUACUGCCUGCUGCAGUGGACCACUGCUCAGCUCUGGACUUCCACAUCAAUUACCUCACCAAGCGAAUAACGACUUUCAAGAACCUGCUAUCAGGCAAUCGAGCCGAAAAGAGUGACGCAGUUGUGAACUACCAGAACGGCAACCUUGACGCAGUCGAAAUCGAGACCAAGACCGAGGCCUUGCAGAUUGAUAACAAGUUACUGUACGACUCUGGCAGCACCCUGUCGGAACUAGAGUGCGCAAACCACGACCAUCCAUUAAAAGACACCCACGGACCUUCGAAACCUAAUAAAAUACCUCUUAUUACUGAAAGAGUAGACGACUCGAUACCGCCAACUUUCGUCGCGCUCGAGCAAGAGGUGAACACUGUGGCUAUUGACUGGAAGAGCCUUAAGAACAUCACUGAGUGCAGCUGCUCCACGCCGCUAGAUCAUUUCAGUACUAAGCACCACUGCUGGGGCUGCGGACGCGCCGUGUGCACGCGCUGCGUGUGCGCGCGCCUGUCGCGGCCGGCGCUGGCGUCGCCGCGCGCCGUGCCGCUGUGCGCCGCCUGCGCCGGCUCCGCGCCCUCCACGCCCGCCUCGCCCCCCGCGCCCCCGAAGGAUCUAGUCACACCAAGUAAUUAAAGUCUGCUUUAACGUAAUGAAAAAAAUAAUUUAAAAGUAUAUGAAAAAAAAAAGUAAAUAAAUAAAAGUAUAUGUAGAAAAUAUAAACAAA